Messenger RNA from Talaromyces marneffei, 663 nucleotides. RefSeq lists its product as uncharacterized. The coding region runs from base 1 to 663 and encodes 220 amino acids. The record is from RefSeq and is a predicted model, not a curated record. NCBI's taxonomy places the organism in Eukaryota, Fungi, Ascomycota, Eurotiomycetes, Eurotiales, Trichocomaceae. The transcript has a single exon.
AUGCGUACCUCCUUCGCUGCAACAGCCCUUAGCAUGGCUGCGCUUGCCGCCGCUCAAGGCGGCCUUAUUAGCAAUUUAGCCUCAUCCGGAGUCACCACCGCAUCUCCCACAACCUUCGCGUCCGGCACCACCACCAUCAAAAUGUUCGAAGCCGGCGAAACCAACCCCGGCAUGACAGAUUAUUAUGGUAGCAUCAUCAGCGCCGACGCCGUCGCUACCACAGUUCUCGUCAACUGCCGCAACCCCUCCGACAAAAACUGCGUUGGCGGAGUGACCAUGGUUGGAGGGCCCUCAACUUGGCACCUCGCCGUUACCACUAUCCAGCCGGCCUAUGGCGUCGACCUUACCAUCGCCGUCAUCGAUGACUGCAAAAUUACAGCUUCUACCCAAGCGAUUUGCGGAAACACUAUCGAAGGUACUGCGUCCGCUGGCGGUCAGAAGACCACUACUGCCAGCUCCUCGACGCGGACUUAUGCCAGCUCCGAGAUUUACUACGACGAUUUGCUUAUUACUGCUGGUGUCGAGAAGUUGACCAGCCCCCAGGCUACCCAGACCCCCAAGGGUGCAGGUGCGGUUGCGGCCCCGGUCCCCACGGGUAACUUUGGAUUGACUGUUGGUGGAAUGGCUGCUGCCGCUGUUGUUGCUGCUGCUGGGUUAUUGUAA